UCUCUCUCUCUCUCUCUCUCGCCAGCGUCGUUCGUUGUGAGCUCCAAAACCCUAGUAAUGGAGGUGAAAAACCCUAGCCAUGGCUCCGACGUCGAGAACCCCAGCAAUGGCGCUGAGCUCGAUAGCUCGUGCUCCACCCCCUACGUAAGCGCACCCUCUUCCCCUGGCCGUGGCCCAGUUCCUAGCUACUUCUUCAGCGCCCCGGCUAGCCCCAUGCACUACGUUCUCUCCUCCAUUUCCUCAUCUUCUCCGCCAUCCUCUGAGACUGACGCUGAGACUUCCGUUUCCGGUGCUGGAUCCUUCGAGUUUGAGUUCUCCACCAGAGGAUCAAUGAUCUCCGCCGAUGAGCUCUUCCUCAACGGCCAGAUCCGGCCUAUGCGGCUUGCUUCCCAUCUUCAACGCCCGCAGGCUCUAACCCCCCUCCUUGAUGAGGAUGAAGACGACGAUGAUCGGGAGGGUGAGUUGGUUUCCGGUGCUAGAGGACGUGGUCUCAGGCUACGAAGCGGAUCCAUCCAUCGGCGAACCCGAUCCUUAUCACCACUCCGAAACCCGAGGUUCCCUUGGACUGAGGACGAAGACGAAGACGAGCCAGAGCCGGAACCCGCCAACCGGGCUUCGAAUCUCGAAACGGAUCCGGAUCCGAAACGGAUAGAAGAUCCGAUUCCCUCCUCCGCCUCCGCGUCGUCAUCAAGGUCCUCCUCCUCCGGCCGGAACUCGAAGCGCUGGAUCUUUCUCAAGGAUCUCUUGUACCGCAGCAAGAGCGAGGGCCGCGAGAAUGGCAAGGAGAAGGACAAGUUCUGGCUCUCGAUCUCAUUCUCCCCAUCGAAAGAGAAGUCCAAGCCAUCUCCGUCGCCGGCGGCAAAGAGGGUGCCGCCGCCGGCGCCGGCGCCGGCGAGCUCUCGAAGGCCAUCAGCUCACGAAAGGCAUUACACGGCGAACAGAGCCCAAGCGGAGGAGAUGCGGCGACGGACGUUUCUCCCCUACCGUCAAGGCCUUCUCGGUUGCCUCGGGAUCAGCUCUCGCGGUUACGGCGCCGUCACUGGCCUCGCCAAAACCCUAAAUCCCGUUUCCUCGAGGUAAUAAUAAUACUAUUAUAAUAAAAAUCAUGCAUUUAUUAUUCCAAAAAAUUAUUAAAAAAAUUAUGCUUGUAUAGAAUUGCAGUGCUCUAAGAACCGCUUGAAAUUACUCGUUUUUUUUUUUUGUGAAUUAUUAUUAUUAUAUCUAUUGAUAAUCUCCGUUUUUUUUUUGUGGGGAUUAUUUAUUUAAUGUUUGACGUUUUUGUUUAGUAUUAAGAGUAAUUGUGGAAUUUAUUGUGAUUUUUGAAAUUAGAAGUUUUUGAAGGGUGUAUCUGCAGUUAAAAACAAUUAAGUGUUGGCAUUAAGACAAUUGUUAGCUGGAUAAUUAUUGGAUCAUGUGGAAGGGACUAGCCAUGCACGUGUAAUGCUGGAACUUUGGAUUUGAUGGUUGUUUUUAGGAAAUAGUAGGGGCAUUUGGAGCAAUGAAGUUUCUUGUAUCUAUAUAUAAUCUAAUGGUUCUCUUAAAUAACAACUUGUUAGUAAUUUAGUAAUUUGUUAAUGUCUUUGUGCGCGUGAUCGGCUCGUCUUUUUGGGAAGGUGACCAAAACUCUUUCCUACAUAUGUGACAUGUGUCAGUGCAUUAAUAUUAUGAAAAUAAUGUUGUUGGAUGCUUAUC
This is a messenger RNA of Dioscorea cayenensis subsp. rotundata (Guinea yam), 1692 nucleotides long. RefSeq names its product serine/arginine repetitive matrix protein 1. The coding region runs from base 58 to 1080 and encodes 340 amino acids. The transcript has a single exon. The record is from RefSeq and is a predicted model, not a curated record. NCBI's taxonomy places the organism in Eukaryota, Viridiplantae, Streptophyta, Magnoliopsida, Dioscoreales, Dioscoreaceae.